Messenger RNA from Apus apus (common swift), 7222 nucleotides. RefSeq names its product G protein-coupled receptor 176 (gene GPR176). Gene Ontology annotation, biological process: G protein-coupled receptor signaling pathway. Lineage: Eukaryota; Metazoa; Chordata; Aves; Apodiformes; Apodidae. Gene Ontology annotation, cellular component: plasma membrane. Gene Ontology annotation, molecular function: G protein-coupled receptor activity. The record is from RefSeq and is a predicted model, not a curated record. Bases 472 to 2055 code for a protein of 527 amino acids. The transcript has 4 exons.
CGCGCUCCGAGCGGGUCGCGCAGGAUCGUCCGGAGGCUCUUGGGUUCGUUGGAGGCUCGAGUGGCCCCCGCCUUGGGGUUCAAAACCAAAUUAAUUUUUCCCGAGGAAUAGCUGGAGGGCAGUGGAAGCCGCUGAGCAGUCAUUUACUUCUCUGGACGCCGUUAAACAUGCUGAGGAAAAGCUGUGUUGUUGUGGAGCAAGAAAUCCGAGACAGCUAAUCGCAAGGAGCAGCCUGCGUUGUUUUCUGCUUUCCUUUACUGGCUAUCAUGGUUUACAAGGUAGAAACGUGAGAAGCCGACCCUGCUUUCUGGGACACAGCAAUGUGGUGAAGAUGUCUUCGAGUGUCAGAGAUGGGGCGUUAUCCUCGGAAGUGCCUUUUUUGCCUGUGGGCUUCAUUCAGGCAGUAGAGGCAAGGGCUUGGUAGCCUUUGGUUAUUGGGCGGCAGCAAGGGAGGAAGGAAGGAGCUUUGCCAUGGGGAGCGACAGAAGCUGGGUAUCGAGGAACGAGAGCGGCCAUGCCCCGUACCAGGCUGUCGGCAGGGCUGUGCUGCUGAGGAACGCCUCGGCGGGGCCGGCGGUGUGGCAGGCGGGGAACGGCAGCGGGGCCGCGGGCAGCCCGGAGCAGAGCCCCGAGCAGACCUACCGGCAUUUCACCACCACGGUGCAAAUCGUCAUCGUCGUGGGCUCUUUGCUGGGUAACAUCAUGGUGCUGUGGUCAACUUGUAGAACAUCGGUACUUAAAUCUGUAACAAAUCGGUUCAUUAAGAAUUUGGCCUGCUCGGGGAUCUGUGCCAGCCUAGUCUGUGUGCCUUUUGACAUUGCUCUUAGUGCCAGUCCACACUGCUGCUGGUGGGUCUAUACAAUGCUCUUCUGCAGAAUUGCUAAGUUUCUGCACAAAGUUUUCUGCUCAGUGACUAUCCUUAGUUUUCCAGCCAUAGCACUUGACAGGUACUACUCUGUUUUAUACCCUCUGGAAAGAAAAAUAUCUGAUGCAAAGUCCCGAGACCUGGUUAUCUAUAUCUGGGCCCAUGCAAUAGUGGCCAGCAUUCCAGUAUUUGCUGUGACUAAUGUGUCAGAUAUUUAUGCCAUGUCUACCUGCUCUGAAUCUUGGAGUUACUCCCUUGGCCACCUGAUAUAUGUCAUCAUCUAUAACGUCACCACUGUGAUUGUACCAGUGGCUGUGGUAUUUCUCUUUAUGAUUCUUAUUCGCAGGGCACUGAGUGCCAGCCAAAAGAAAAAAGUCAUCAUAGCUGCCUUAAGGACCCCUCAGAAUACAAUUUCGAUCCCUUAUGCCUCCCAGCGAGAAGCUGAGCUUCAUGCCAUGCUGCUUUCCAUGGUCAUGGUAUUUAUUUUCUGCAGUGUCCCCUACGUGACUCUGGUGAUUUACCGCACCAUACUCAAUAUAUCAGAUAUUUCAGUCUUCUUGUUCCUCACUGCCAUUUGGUUGCCCAAGGUCUCUUUGCUGGCCAAUCCUUUGUUAUUUUUAACUGUUAACAAAUCUGUACGGAAGUGCUUAGUGGGGACAAUAGUACAGCUGCACCAGAGGUAUAGCAGGAGAAACAUGGUCAGCUCGAGUGGUGUUGCAGAUGCUAAUCUGGAGCCCAGUGUCCGUUCAGGGAGCCAGCUUCUGGAGAUGUUUCAUAUUGGGCAACAACAAAUCUUCAAGCCAACAGAAGAUGAGGAGAAUGAGACUAAAUCCAUUGGCUCUGGUGACUUUCAGCAGAAAGAAAUUCCUACCACCAGUUUAGAGGUUGGAGAGACUUUGGCUCACAAAUUUGUACCACAGACAAUUGCAGAUUCUGCAGCUCAGAUGGCAUCAGCUGUGCCCACAGAAGCUGAUACAGUAAAUGAUAAGUAUUCCAUGCAGUUUGGUUUCGGACCCUUUGAGCUGCCUCCACAGUGGCUCUCAGAAAGCCGAAGCAGCAAGAAGCGGCUCCUGCCUCCUUUGGGGAAUACCCCUGAGGAGUUAAUCCAAACAAAACAGCCUAAGUGUAAAGCAGAAAGAAAAAUCAGCAGAAACAAUAAAGUCAGUAUCUUUCCCAAGGUGGAUUCUUAGUCAUAGCAGGAGCUUUAAUUGACAAAGGAAGGUCACCUUCUAUUAAAUGUGUGAUCCCAUGGAUCUUUGUUAUGCUGAAAUACGUUACAGACUGAUUUUUCCGUGCCAAAUAUAAUUUAAACAAACAAAAGGGAAAUGUAUAUAGAAGUGUUUCUUACUAAUAUGUUUUCAUGAAAAUAAUAUAUAAAAAUAUGGUGAUUCUUAGCUUUAUCUGUGCAAUCCCUACAACGACACCUGCCUGAUUCACUUUCAAAAAGUCCAUGUGGCUUUGGGAACACUUUGUGCGGCUGAAGUAUGCCAAUACAGCAGUCAGUUUGCUGGGAAACCCCAUGUUGUAUUGAAAUGGACUGGGUGUCAAAGUAACGUAAUAGGAAAGGCUGUAGGGAGAAGAUGAGACCUAACCUCAUGUAAAUGGACACAGUAAGAUUCUGCACAUUUUGUUAAUUAAGUAGGAUGGGCUAUUAAAUACAUUCAUUUUCUGUUAAGCCCAUUUCUUGAAUUAGUGUUAAAAUUAAACCUUGCUGGAGUUUUUGCACAAAUUGGUUACCAAGCAUCUGCCAAACAUCUAAACUUUUUUAAAACCUGAACUGCUAUUUUUUGGCUUGAAAACUUCAGCAAAGCCAAGGAUACCCAAACUGUUAUGUGUGUCAAACCUGAGAAUGACUUUUUUUUUUUUUUUAAUAAAAUAAAUUAUUUUAGUUUUAAGUAAAAAUGGGAUUGAAGACCUUGCAGGGCAAAUCCUUACUCCAGUAAACAAGUAUGUAUGUGCCAAGGUCAUAAAUAGGUCACUUUGAUCCCAUGAUAAAGAACAUAUACAAAGGUCCCAACAGUGUAAUAUAUGUAUUUUGCAGGUAAGCAAGGGGUCAACCUUAAAAUAGACUCCUCUGCUGGUGCUGUUUUUUAUGGGGAAGCUAGCAAAUGAAAGAAAAGAGUCAGAAAUGCUAGUUGCCUUGUAGUGAACUGCAGAGGAAGCUUAUAACAGAUCCCAAAAGGCAAGGUUUGUUAAUGCUGUUGUUCUGCUAUUGUCAGAGGUAUGGAGGUUUUCCUUCUACCUUCACAGAUAGAGAUGCCAACCAUCCUACUUGGCUUGUCUCACAGAGUGAACUAUCCCGGGUAUGAACAUGAGUUAAUACAGGAAUCUAGUUCAUACAGGAAUCUCAUGUUCAUACAGGAAUCUGGUGCCCAAUUCCUGAGUGGAUCAGAGUCAUGCCAUCCCUGGUAUCAGCACACCAGCCUUUCUGUAAGAGUUCAGGCAUUGUACUGCAGGUUGCACCCAUGCAUCAUCACAGGCAUCUUGUCUUGUUUAUACCGAGUGUAAAUUUUAAACUAUAUCAGUCUGUUAGAUGACCUGAAAUUAUUGUAACCUUGGCAUUUUAAUCCUUGUUCAGGUGCAAGUAGUCUUUCCUCCUUCUGUAUCUGCAUUCACUGUUGUCUCUGUGGGUAGUUUCUUAAAAGCACAGUCUUGUAACAUCUGUGUACUCUGUGUGGUUCUCCUGUACUUUAGCCCUUCAGUGCAUGCUGAACCUGUAUCUGUAGUUACUGCCUGUUUAUGAAAGCAUAGUUUGACAAGGACACGGUGAAGAAUCUUGCCAAGUUAACAGUAACUUACUAAAUCCAACCAGUUAGUGUUAAAAGUGAGAAAAAAUUCUGCUGAAGCAGAAUUUGGAGGUGUUCUUCCUUUGCCAUGUUUGAAGAAAGUCAGCAGCUUCUGAUGGCUCCAAGGUGGUUGAUUUCUACAAGGCAUUACAAGCAAACGUUUUAAUAAAAAUGUAUUUUAAAAAAAGUUUAUAAAUUACUGUGUAAAUUAUGUUUUUCUCUAUUUCCUCUUUGGUUUCAGUUCACUUCUUGAUAGUUCAAGAAUUUCUCAGCUUGGGAGUGAGGAGCAGUAUUUGAGGGGUCCAGAUGGGUGGUGCAAAACCCACCUGCCCUGCUUCUUAGAUAAAGACAUGAGAAGGCAGACAUAGCUUGCCUGAAACCAGACAGAAGAAAUAUUCUGGGAAAAAGUGUUCCUUCCCUGGCAGAGGUAGAGAAAUACCACAGCAGACAUUUUUUUCAUGUGCUGAUAAGUAAUUUAAUGACAUGUUUGUUUUUCCAAAGUUAGUGAAAGAACAGAUGUUAGUAAAAAAAUCUGGAACACCUUAAAAGCAAAGUAAGAGUUACAGUUUCCUUAUGAAUUGUGGUUAAAUUUAAUAUUUAUGGCUACUUACAUACAUAUACUGGUUAAAGUCUCUGUGAUUAAUGAGUGCACAUAAAUGGUUACUCAGAUCUGAACUCCUUUGAGGAAAGCAAAUUUAGUCUUAGCUUUGUCCCUUUCAAAUGUCAUGUUGAAUGAAAUGCCAAUGAUAAAUUCAAAGAGACAAAUUGCAUACAUUUAGUUUUAUCAUAUCUGGAAACCAAGAAGUUUGUGAGGGUUUGUUGACUGUUGAGACAAAUGUAUCUUUUUCUUUCAAAGUGGACAUGUAAAAACUUGCUUGUAUAUUUUUAGCAGAUUGUAUCUGAAGACAUUGAAACUUUUUAGCAAUAAAUUAACUGAGGUGGUUUUCCAUACUUGAAGAAUUAUUUGGGAAUGUUGUAUUUCAGUCCCUCUUUCAAGUUUAUCCAAGCAAAUGCUUAAGCAAAAGCAUAUCUUUGCAUAUAAGAAAAAAUCUAUGUAAAAUUCAUGAUCCAGCUUCUGUGCUAGAAUUGUCAUCAGAAAACACUAAUUCAGGAGACUCUUAUGCAAGUUGGAAUAUUUGACUUGUAGAGUAUGAUUUUUAACUUAGAUGCAUCUAAGACAGUGGUAACUUUGAGUAAUUUCUGCUGUCUGAUGGCUUGUUCAAAUGAUUUCUGCUGGGCAAAAUGUUCUCCAGCAUCCAAUAUGAAAAAAAAGAAAAAUCAAGACUUGUUUUCUUAUGUACCUUCACAGUAAAGAUAAGCAAAAUUUGUGGGUUUUUUGGUUUUUUUUUUUUGUUAUUAUAGUUGGUUUUAACCACCACAGGUGUUCACUAGAUAAUUUUUUCUCUCCGGAUUAUUGAUGAAAGAAAGUGAAGUACAAAAAGUGAAGUACUAAGCAAAGCUGUGGGAAUUGAGGAAGUGAAAGCCUGAGGUUAUUUGGCCUGUGCAAAUAGAUUUAAAGGCUAAAACUUACUACUGGGGAAUAAACCCGGAGGAAGAAAAGUUUAAAAUCACUGUUUUCAAAUUUGCUCUCUUUUUGCUGGGAAAAUGUUCCUGUAUCAGUGUACUAUAUCUUGAAGAAUGGAAAGUCAGGCUGUGUUUUCUGAUUAGUAGGACUGGGACUUGGCAGCUCGUUUCAGCUAAACAGGAGCUGUCUCAUAAGCUGCUGUGAAGGUAACCAGCUCUGCAGGUGAUUACAUGUCCAGCAAAACUCAGGUAGUUCCUAUCAUUCAUGUCACCUAACCUUGCACUGCAUAAUUAGAUAAAGAAUGUAAACAUAAAAAAAGCAAAAUCCCCUGCCUUCUAGUCUUGUUUGAUGUAGGUUACUGUGUAAUUGUGCUUUAACCUAUGUAGAAGUCAGUAGGAGAUAAUCAGUAGUUUGUUUGGUUAGUUGUUCGUUUGUUGUUUUUUCUUUUGGCUGUGAAGGACUUACCCUCCCCAAAAGAUAGGAAGUCAUUGCUGUCGAACUGAAAACAUUACCUCUUAAAAAGACUGCUUUUUAUUUGUGACUUUCUCUGUGCCAAAGUAAAGAUAUUAGCAGGAUUUCUAAACAAUUGAUGUCUUAACUAUCAAACUGGGGCCACAAGGUCAAUCACUGCAAUCUUCAGUAAUCUGUAAUUCAAGGACAUUUUAUGAAAACAAAACACAACACAACAAAACACAUCUUGUAGAAAAUUGCAGAACUCCAGAUGCAGAUCCUUGCACUCCUAAGCAAGUUGAUUGCUCCCCUCCUCUGGAGGACACAGAGGGGUCACAGCAGGAACCUAUCUAAAGUCAUCUUUGUUCCAGACCUGGUUUUAAGCUUCUAAACCAGCCAGAGGUGGUCAAGAGUGCGCAGAGGCUGAUUUUUCUGAUUGCUUCGCUCAGGGACAACAAUACAAGACCGGGAUGCAGAAGCUUUCUUCAUCUCAGUGAAAGCCCUUUGCAUGUGCACAGGAGCAGUUUCUUCUCUGUGUGGAGGAAGUGGACUGUUUUUUAAAGAAAGCCUAAGAAAUACCAGGUUAGAUCCAAUUCCUAAAUACACAUUUGUUAAUGCAAAUCAGGAUUUCUCUACAUAGUUUUCUUUUGCAUCCUCAGGUUUCCUGUGGCUAAACAUAAGGCACUGAGAUGCUGAUUUACUCCAAAAACCCCUUUGUGCAUAGUACUUACCUGAGCAGUGGUCUAUCUUCUUUACCUCCCUUUUCUGUAAAACUAAACCCUCUGCUCUUUGCCUGGAUCAUAUCCUAAGCCAUGAAGAAGAUCCUUAGACACUUAGAGGAUCUCAUUCUUUUGUUCCCCUUGCACCUAUCCAGUAGCAAUCUCCCAACACACUGCACGCCACAGCACUAAGACAUUCCAGCACAACACAAUCUGGUUUAAGCUCUGGCUUCCUCAGCUCUGCUGUUUGCCAGCAGAAGGUGUGGCAGCAUGGAAGACAGUCUUGUCAAGGCAGGACUUUUCCCAGUGCAAGUCAAAGAAUGAAAACCUGGCUUUAUUAAAUGCAAUGGAAGUUUUACCAUUGACUCUAGACUUCAUGUUUUAGUUCACCUUUUCCUCCUCAGCUUCUAGGUUACUACUGUGCUGUAUCACUAUUGCUGUUGGAGCAUACUGCAGAACUCAACUCAUCCUCACCAAGGGUUUCUGGAAAAGCUGGAAUAUGGCCCAAAAUUCCUGGCACACACCAAACAACAGAUAUUAAUACCUUAUAUAUUUGUCCUCUGUGAGAAAAGGGUCUGUUUGUUCCCCUAAUAUUUAGGGGAAAAAAUGUCAGGAAAAUUAAAUGUGCUCGUCUUGAUCAGUGUACUGGAACUGUUACAGUCUACCUUUAAACUUCUGCAUGUUGUGAAGAAAAGCUACGUCAAGUGAGUACACAAACUAAUACUGAUAACUAAUAGGCAUUAGUCAAAUCCUUGUAAUUUGCCUUCCAACCUAUAUGAGACCAUGAAAGUUUUUUCGCUACCUAUUUGUGUAUUAAAACGCUGUUCAGAAGAGGAGUAUAAAUAAAAGCAGUAGUAAUGGGAACAAGUUCCCUGUG